Molecule: messenger RNA, 1209 nt
Organism: Brassica oleracea var. oleracea
Lineage: Eukaryota; Viridiplantae; Streptophyta; Magnoliopsida; Brassicales; Brassicaceae
Product: putative F-box protein At1g53360
Exons: 1
Coding region: 4-1209 (401 amino acids)
Molecular function (GO): protein binding
Source: RefSeq, a predicted model, not a curated record
AAUAUGGAACAGCAGUUCUCCGAGAAUCUAACAUUAGCUAGAUUUGAAGCACAAUGUUCGAAAUCGGUAAGAGAAUACUCAGUCCCACAAAUCCCAGACGAUCUACUUAUCAUUAUAUUCUCUCUUGUCACGGGAAAGUCUGUAGCAAGGUUUCGUUGUGUUUCGAAACACUGGGCAUCCGUACUUCGCCGUUCUGAUUUCACUGAGUUAUUUUGGACCAAGUCUUUGACUCGUCCACGUCUCCUUUUCACCAUAAACUUUAAUGGCAAGUUGUUCUUCUACUCUGUACCUCAGCCUCAUAAUCCAGAUGAUAACUCUUCUCUUGUAGCCACCCCAUACCAAACGUGUUCAUUUCCAAAACGUCUUCUUGCUAAUAUAUUUAAACCACUCUGUGGAUUGGCAUUGCUCAUGGACGAGCCGGUGAUUUGUAACCCUGCCACUGGAGAGUUCCUAACCUUGCCCAAAGUUCUUCUAGAAGAAAAAGACUUACCCAACCCCAAGGAGUUUUCAAAAAUGUUUUGCUUAGGAUAUGAUCCGGUCGGAAAACAGUUCAAAGUGUUGUGUAUGACCUCUUCAUCAUUUGAUGAAAGACUAACUACUCAUCUGGUUUUGACGCUAGAGUCUCGAAAGCCUUUAUGGAGAAAGGUGGAACUCAAAUUCCUUUUUGUGAGAAACCGUAGAAUGUCAUAUGGUUCUAUAUGUAUAAAUGGUGUUUUGUAUUUCGGAGCUGAGUUCGGGAAAUCUACUGUUAUGGUAUGCUUCGACGUUAGGUCUGAGAAGUUCCGCUUUAUAAACACAGAUGAAGUCAUGGAACAAGAUAGGCGUUUUGAACUUUUCAACUACAAAGGUAAAUUAGGUAUACAUCGUAACAGGUAUAAUAGAUAUGAGAAUAGAUAUGAGAAUAGAUUUGUGUUGUGGGUUCUAGAAGAUGCUAGGAAUCAUAAAUGGUUCAAGCAUGUCUUGGAAUUGUCUCCUUACGAGGAAAAGAUGGUCGAGAAUACCAAGAUUGUUGGAAUGACUGGUACAGGUGAAAUUGUAUUCGCGUCGUACUCGUACCUCCCAAUCAGCUGGUGCCGCGUUGUCUUCUACAAUAUGGAGAGAAAGACUUUUACAAGAGUCAAAAUUGAGGGAUUUGAAGUUGAAGAGCCUAGGGUGAAAAAAUAUAUAGAUACAUUAAUAGACUAUGCAGAGAAUGUGGAGUUUAUGUAA